This is a messenger RNA of Medicago truncatula (barrel medic), 1226 nucleotides long. Its product is annotated as heavy metal-associated isoprenylated plant protein 7. Bases 153 to 965 code for a protein of 270 amino acids. The transcript is spliced from 5 exons. The record is from RefSeq and is a predicted model, not a curated record. Gene Ontology annotation, molecular function: metal ion binding. NCBI's taxonomy places the organism in Eukaryota, Viridiplantae, Streptophyta, Magnoliopsida, Fabales, Fabaceae.
CCUCAUAUUUUCAAAAUCUCCAUAUUAAUUUAAUGUUCUUCUCCCUCACAAUGAGGUUGCUCCAUAACUACUAGUACAUAUAGUUCCAAUAUUUUACACUCUUCUGUUGCCAUCAAAAUUUCUCAAGUAUAAGCCAUUGUUCUAUCAUAGAAAUGGGUGAAGAGAACAAGGAAGAAGGAAAGAAAGAAGAAACCAAAGAGGAAAAGAAGGAAGAAGAGAAAAAGGAGGAAAAGAAAGAUGAAGAACAACCUCCAGAAAUAGUACUCAAGGUUGAUAUGCAUUGUGAAGCUUGUGCAAGGAAAGUUGCAAAAGCAUUGAAAGGAUUUGAAGGAGUGGAGGAGGUGACUGCAGAUAGUAAGGGCAGCAAAGUGGUAGUGAAAGGAAAGGCAGCAGACCCCAUAAAGGUGCUCAAAAGACUACAAAAGAAAAGUGGCAAGAAAGUGGAGUUAAUUUCACCUUUGCCAAAACCUCAAGAGGAGAAAAAAGAAGAAGAAAUUAAAGAAGAACCAAAGCCAGAGGAGAAAAAGGAUGAGCCUCCACCUGUGGUAACAAUAGUUCUCAAAAUUAGAAUGCAUUGUGAUGCAUGUGCUCAAGUUAUACAGAAACGUAUCCGUAAGAUUAAAGGAGUAGAAUCAGUGGAAACAGAUUUGGGAAAUGAUCAAGCCAUAGUAAAAGGAGUGAUUGAUCCAACAAAGCUUGUUGAUGAAGUGUUCAAGAGGACUAAAAAGCAAGCUUCAAUUGUGAAGAAGGAAGAAAAGAAGGAAGAAGAGAAGAAAGAAGAAGAGAAAAAGGAAGAGGUCAAAGAAGAAGAGAAAAAAGAAAGUGAAGAAGAAAACAAAGGAGAAGAUGAUAAUAAAACUGAAAUCAAACGUAGUGAAUAUUGGCCAUCAAAAGACUAUGUUGACUAUGCUUAUGCACCUGAGAUUUUCAGUGAUGAGAAUCCAAAUGCUUGUUCUGUUAUGUAGACCAGUUAUUAUCAUUUGUACUAUCUUUAUAUUUUAGUAGCUUAUUGGAUUAAAUUUAUUUUCUAUGCCAUGUAAUGUAACAUAGUAUAGUAGUGAAUAUUUAAGAAUUUUAUCUUUGUAUGGCAUUCCUAUGAAGUUGUUGGAUGCUUUAGUUGUUGUGUUUAUGAGAUUUUAAUGUAUUUCCCUGCCAAAAGAUGGCAGAAUCACUUAUGUUGGUGUGUAUGUGUUAAAAAUGUAGUAGUAUUACUGAAUUUUGGCCUA